UUGAUGCCUGGCGGUGUUCUAUGGUAACGAGUGUCAUAUUUUAGUGCCUGGAGGACUUAUCCCUUCAAGCGUCGUAACUAAAGGUUUGAGCCAAUGCUACUAGCUGAAGCGCUAAAAGCUUUGUAACUAAGCUUGGCAGUAUUCGCCCUGUCUGUGACACUCUAGUCAAAUGACGCUAGUCAAGAUGGGUUAAACUGCUAUGCACAUUAAUGUGCUAUAAAGUGCCAAUGGACAACGGCGAAACUCAUCACUACAGAUCCAACAGUUCCAGUCAUGGUCAACACUACUACCGCAGCGGGACUCAUCGGUGUUGUUCUUUUGACCCGCCACGGCGACAGCACGAUAUACUACCAAGACCCAACUACAUACAACUCCACCCAAUCAUACGUCACCCCUCUUGGAGAGCAACAAGAAUUUGAACUCGGGAGCUUCCUUCGUAAUACAUAUCUCAAUCCCGAUUCGCCAUCUUUCAUCCAGAAUAUCAGCACUGACGUGGUAAACAUCGAUCAGCUGGCAGUCCGCUCAGACGCCGGUGGAGGAAAUGGUAUCCUGAACUCCGCAUAUGCUCUGCUUCAGGGUCUCUAUCCAUCCACACAAAAGUCACAGAUAACUUUGGCGAAUGGUACAAAGGUCACCCCUCCUCUUGGGGGAUACCAAUAUAUUCCAGUACAAUCUUUGGAGUAUUGGCAGAGUCCGUCUCUCACGAGCUGGAUGGAGUGCGAGUAUUUCCAAGAUCAUCUAAUCCGGCUUUACGCUUCGUCUUCAUUCAUAAACAUGUCUACCACUGCCGCGCCCUUCCUGACUGCAUUAAAGCCUUACUUGGGAGGCGUCAGUAACAACUUCACGAACAUGUGGAAUAUAUAUGACUAUGUCAAUGUCCAGUACACUUAUAACCAGACCUAUUACAAGACCCUACCUCCCACUUUCCUCCAGCAAGCUCGCUAUUAUGCCGAUUGGGUGCAACGCAAUGUCUUCACCGAUUCUACGUCAAGUAGCAUCGGACAAGUUGCCAUUCGGACACUCUUCCCGGAGGUCUUCUGGGCUUUGGGCAACAUGACAAAGAGUUCUAACAAAGUCAAGAUGAAUAUUCAGGAAAUCGAUUACAAGCCAUUCAUCAGUCUGUUUAACGUCACCAACGCUACCCUGACUAAUCCCGGGAUUAGUGGUAUCCCCAACUAUGCUUCUGUCGUUGCCCUCGAGUUGUCACAGAACUCGCAGGGUCAGUACGAGGUCAGCAUGAAGUUUAAGAACGGCACUGAGGAUAGCCAAUUCGGUCAACUUGAGAUAUUCGGCAACACGAGCAUCAGCCUUAACAGUUUUAUUCAACAACUUACUGUCAAUACGAUUCCGAUCAACAAUACUAAUGAAUGGUGCUUCUCCUGCAAUCAGACUAUCCAGCGCGGAUGCUCUGUCUAUAACUUCAGUAAUGACCCCUUCUUGAAUGGCAUUGGUACUGGUUAUACGCGCUAGACGAGGUGUAUCUUUAGAUUUUCUGGAUGUAAAACUACAUAAUUAUUUCGAAUAAUCCAUCGUUCUCCAGAACUCAACAUCAGUGAGCGAUGGCGUUUAGACUUCAAGAAAUAUGUACAUUGAGCAAUGAAAGCACCGCAAUUUCCCUCGCCCUCCCUCUAGACCAUCCUUCCUACGAAUAACUCCCCUUGAAAAAACGCCCCAAGGUCCCCUUUGUAUCCAUAUAGCAUCAACCACUUGUAAGAGUAUAAGUAAGUGUCAUCAUUUCGUGAAAUAGGUGGUAGUCACUGACUAUCUGUUUGAGUAGCAGAGUCGCCUACAGAUCUCCUAUUAAUUCGAAUAUAUUGAAAUCGCUAUCGGGCUCUGCAGUUAAUUCGAGGGAAGGAAGAAGGGUAACAUAUUCAGCUCGCUGCUGAUCUG
Suillus subaureus is the source of this 1890-nucleotide messenger RNA. RefSeq names its product histidine phosphatase superfamily. NCBI's taxonomy places the organism in Eukaryota, Fungi, Basidiomycota, Agaricomycetes, Boletales, Suillaceae. The record is from RefSeq and is a predicted model, not a curated record. Bases 274 to 1470 code for a protein of 398 amino acids. Gene Ontology annotation, biological process: dephosphorylation. Gene Ontology annotation, molecular function: phosphatase activity. The transcript is spliced from 10 exons.